Molecule: messenger RNA, 6587 nt
Organism: Trachemys scripta elegans
Lineage: Eukaryota; Metazoa; Chordata; Testudines; Emydidae
Gene: AASS
Product: aminoadipate-semialdehyde synthase
Exons: 26
Coding region: 193-3021 (942 amino acids)
Cellular component (GO): cytoplasm
Molecular function (GO): saccharopine dehydrogenase activity
Source: RefSeq, a predicted model, not a curated record
UCGAUUGGCUGCCGCCGGGGGGCGGCAUCCCUUAGUUCCCCAAAAUUCUGUUAAUAGCCUGGCUGGGCAGCUGUUCGCUUACUUUGCGCAAUCCCAGAGCUACGGCUCCGUUCUCCCCGUGUAAACUCCGCUCCGCUGGCAGAUGCAGCUGGAAGAACAGAAAUUGGCAGUAGGAUUCAGGCAGGUUUUAUCAUGCUACGAACAUUCAGAGACACAACUGGCAAGUUUGGGGUCCACCUUUUAAAGUGCCGUCGCCAUCAUAAACCUGUACUGGCAAUCAGGAGGGAAGAUGUUAGUGUUUGGGAAAGAAGAGCACCUCUAGCACCAAAGCAUGUUAAAGAGCUAACAAAUCUGGGAUACAAAGUCUUAGUACAACCAUCAAACCGGAGAGCCAUCCAUGAAAAGGAAUAUAUAAAAGCAGGUGGCAUUAUUCAAGAAGAUAUUUCUGAGGCAUCUCUAAUUGUGGGAGUGAAGAGACCUCCAGAGGAUAAAUUAAUUCCUAAGAAGAAUUAUGCAUUCUUCUCUCACACUAUUAAAGCCCAAGAGGCAAACAUGUCUCUACUGGAUGAAAUUCUAAGAAAGGAAAUUCGAUUGAUUGACUAUGAGAAAAUGGUUGAUCACAGAGGACUACGAGUGGUAGCCUUUGGACAGUGGGCUGGUGUAGCAGGAAUGAUCAAUAUUUUACAUGGAAUGGGAUUACGAUUUCUUGCCCUAGGACAUCACACUCCUUUCAUGCACAUUGGUAUGGCUCAUAACUACAGGAACAGCAGCCAGGCUGUGCAGGCAGUGCGGGAUGCUGGCUAUGAAAUCUCUCUGGGUUUGAUGCCAAAGUCGAUUGGACCCUUAACAUUUGUGUUUACAGGCACUGGUAAUGUUUCUAAGGGUGCCCAAGAAGUGUUCAAUGAACUCCCCUGUGAGUAUGUGGAGGCACAUGAACUGAGGGAGGUUUCCAAAUCUGGAGACCUUAGGAAAGUAUAUGGGACAGUGUUAAGUCGUCACCAUCAUCUUGUAAGGAAGACCGAUGGGGUGUAUGAUCCGGAGGAAUACGACAAACAUCCAGAACUCUACACUUCUCGUUUUAAUACUGAUAUUGCACCGUACACUACUUGUUUGAUUAAUGGAAUAUACUGGGAGCAACACACCCCUCGCUUGUUAAAUCGAUACGAUGCAAAAAAGUUGUUGGCUCCGGUUAAACCUUCUGCUGCUGCAACUGAGGGUUGUCCAGAAUUACCACACAAACUUAUGGCAAUAUGUGACAUUUCAGCAGAUACUGGAGGAUCCAUAGAAUUUAUGACCGAGUGUACAUCAAUUGACAGUCCAUUUUGUAUGUAUGAUGCUGACCAGCAUAUUAUUCAUGGCAGUGUGGAAGGCUCUGGGAUUCUGAUGUGUUCCAUUGACAACUUACCAGCCCAGCUUCCUAUAGAAGCAACAGAAUACUUUGGAGACAUGCUCUUAACUUAUAUUGAAGAGAUGCUGUUAUCUGACGGCUCACAGCCUCUCGAAAGCCAGAAUUAUUCACCUGUUGUACGAGAUGCAGUGAUUACGUCCAAUGGUUCAUUGACUGAGAAGUAUAAAUAUAUCCAGAAAUUGAGGGAGAGCAGGGAAUACUCGCGGUCACUAACCAGGGAUAAGAAGAGGGUCUUGUUACUUGGAUCUGGCUAUGUUUCUGGCCCUGUGAUAGAAUACCUCACUAGAGAUCCCAAUGUAGAAAUCACCGCAGUUUCUCCACUGACUCUUUAUCUCAGAACAGCAUCCAUCAUGAAGGAGCAACUUGGCCAGCUGACCAAGAAAUACAACAAUGUUACUUCUGUUCAUGUGGACAUCAUUAAGUGCGAGGAUAAACUGUCCUCCUUGGUGAAGACACACGACCUUGUGAUCAGCUUGCUGCCUUACUCAGCACAUCCUUUAGUCGCUAAGAAGUGCAUUGACAGCAAAGUAAACUUAGUGACAGCCAGCUACCUAACACCAGCUAUGAAAGAACUCCAGGAAAGUGUAGAAGCUGCUGGUAUUAUGGUUAUCAGUGAAAUAGGUUUGGAUCCUGGCCUCGAUCAUAUGUUGGCGAUGGAGUGUAUUGAGAAGGCAAAAGAUGUAGGCGCUACGGUCAUAUCGUACACUUCCUUCUGCGGUGGCUUGCCAGCUCCUGAAUAUUCUGCUAAUCCUCUGCGAUACAAAUUCAGUUGGAGUCCACAGGGUGUUCUGUUGAAUACAGUUCAGUCUGCCACAUAUUUAAAAGAUGGAGAGAUUAUUAAUAUUCCAGCUGGAGGAGCAUUGCUUGAUUCUGUUGCUGUCAUGGAUUUUUUCCCAGGAUUAAAUUUGGAAGGUUUUCCCAACAGGGACAGUACAAAAUAUGCGGAACCAUAUGGUAUUCAGUCAGCCCAUACCUUGAUAAGAGGCACCUUAAGGUAUAAGGGGUAUUCGAAAGCCGUGGGAGGCUUUGUAAAAUUAGGUUUAAUAAACCCAGAUCCAUAUCCUUUGCUUAGCUCAACGGCACCACCUAUAACCUGGAAAGCGCUGAUGUGUAAGCUGCUUGGACUCAAACCUUCUAUCGAAUCUGCUGUCCUUAGAGACGCAAUCUACAACAAACUGGAACAGGACAACAGUCAGCUGCAAGCAGUGGAAUGGUUAGGGAUACUUGAAGAUGAGCCAGUUCCUAUAGCAGACUCCAUUGUGGGGGCACUUGCCAAGCACAUGGAGCUGAAGCUGCCCUUUGGUGCUGGAGAACGAGAUAUGAUAGUUAUGAGAAAUGAAAUCGGUAUCAGGCACCCAUCUGGCCAUUUGGAAGAUAAAUUCAUCAGUCUGGUUGUGUAUGGUGAUGAUAAAGGAUAUUCUGCAAUGGCUAAAACUGUAGGGUACCCCACAGCUAUUGCUGCUAGGAUGGUUCUAGAUGGUGAAAUUGAUGCCAAAGGCAUGGUAAUUCCAUUGACGAAGAAUAUCUAUGCACCAAUUCUUGAGCGCAUUAGAGCAGAAGGCAUUGUAUGUAGUACCCAAAGCAUUAUCCGACAAGAACUAACAAGAGAUUGAGCUUGGGUUUUUUUUUUUUUUUUUUAAGGAUCUCAGUUAGGCUUCCAGUUUUAUAUACACAAUUGUGGGCCCACUACUUGAGAGUGCCUACAGACUGAGGCACAAAUUAUGCCCUUUAUAAAAUUAUCUACCUGCCUUUAUGUGGGCCUAAUGAAUAUUUAGAUGUAUAAAGGGUAGCACUUUUCCUUUCAAAACUGUGGGGGCUGUUCAAGUAUCCUGACCAGAGCCAAUUGGCUCAACAGGUCACAUCAUAAAGUGCCCAAAUCCUUUUGCCAUGAACAUACCUUACAAUGCAUUAUUACACUGUUUAAUACAGUAAUGAUGUAUUUGUAGUAUACACGUUGCUAAUAAAGAAGAUAUCUAAGGAGAUUUUAAACACAGUGUAUAUCUUUAGAACAUGAGUAUGUUAUUGGCAGAAGCAUGGAACUCUAUUGUAGGAAAAAUCUCAGGGUUAGGUCCAAAAAGGAUUUAGGACCAUAACUUACACCUUAGGUUCCUAAAUCCAAAAUUUAGAUCCUCUGAUCCCCACACAGCUGCCACCUAAUUCUGUAUGUGCCAAAAAUCCCUAGGCACAAAAAUUGCUUUUGGUAAAGUUCCCAUUGUUCCUAAAAAUGUGUCCGAGUAUGCAAAUAGCUGCCUUAGGUGCCCCGGUGCCACUGGGGCUUAGGCAUGAGCUAGGCGUCUUCCACCUGUUUCUCCUGCAGGGCCCAAUAUGUUAGCUGUUCUCAGAAGCACAUUCUCUCUGGUCUGAUGAAGAUUUAUUUAUACUCAGUGGAACAGCUUCAACAGGAGCAGGGGUGUGCACAAGGCGAGCAAGCUGGAGCAUGGACCCCCCCCCUCCCAAUAAUCAUCGGGGGCACAGAACUCCUCCAGGGCUACAGGGAGGAGAGCAAGCUCCUGCUGGAGCUGGGAUAGGAGGAGAAGGGAGAGGGAAAAGCGAGCUGGGGAGGAGAAGAGACAGGGAGCCAGAGCUGGGGGGAGAAGGAGGGAGGGAUGAGUGAGCUCCUGCUGGAGGAAGGGGGGGGGGCACAGAAUGUUUUCUCCUCCCACAGUCAAAGUUAAAUUUCUGCACACACCCAUGAACAUGAGAGACUGAGAGAAAACCGUACCAGAAUACCCCAUAGCCCGGUGGUUAGGCCACUCUCCUGGGAGUGGGGAGACAAAGUUCAAGGUCCUACUCCUCUUCUGGCAGGAAGGGGAACUGAACCUGGGGGUCUCCUAAAUCCUGGGUGAGUAUCUAAUCAUUGGCCUAAAGGUUAUAAGAGAGGAACAGCUCCUCCUCCUUUUUUGCUUGCUGCAAGAAAGGGCUUAGGUAUCUAACUCUAGGAAAGGGAUCAUGCCUGUGAAUUCUAAACUGAGAGAGGAGCCUGGAGUUAGCCACCUAACUCCCUUUGAGGGGUAGGGUUGAGCUAUACCCCCUCAAUUAUCAUUUCCUAUUGGCUAGCUUACAUGACUCCCCAUUCAGCAUGUUGGCUUUUGUGGAUUCCAUUCUUAGGCACCUAACUCUCCCCAUGCAUUGUAUAGGGAGCAUGGAUACAUAACUUAGCUAUGGAAGUCACUAGGUAGCAGGGUGCCUAAAAUGUUAAGCACUGUGAUGCUUAACAUUUAAAUCCCUUUUGUGGACCUAGCGCUUAUGUGCAUAUUAAUAUGACAGAAGUACAUCUGGUUAAUGAGUUCCAACCAGGAAUUAACUUUAAACAUUGUCUUGGUCUAAGUCUUUGACAAGUGUAUACCAAAGUCAGUACCAGAAGCAGAACUAAAUACUGAAUUUGCAUCUUGUUACCAAGAAAAUAUUGAUCAUGUUGUAAAAUAAAUGAAUAAUAUUUUUGUACAUCUCAGGGUAAUAUGAAAGCAAUUAUAACUUCAGAAACUCUAGUUCGCUAGUGACUUAAAUCAUGCAAAAUCUUGAAAUGGCAGUCUUGCAGGCUUUAAAUAUAAAAUCUGCAUUUUCAUAUCUGCCAGAUAUGAAAUUGGAAUAAAUAUACAGGUUAAUAGAGUGCUUAAAAAAAAAAAAAAAAACCCACACCAAAAUCCAUGUUUCUAGUUACUGAAUAGAAGCUUAUUAUACAUUGGAUUAAUAACUAUAGCAUGUAUUGCUUUUUUUUUUUUCCAGUUAAAAGGCAUGCAAUGGCAUAUAAAAGUACUCUACGCUUGGGAUUCGCAAGGGCAUUUAGGAUGUAAAUAUAGUGCAGUUAAAAUGUCAUUGGGAGAAAAGCUCUUAAGUCUGUUUACAUUUGAAUUACUCUUUCCACUUAACUUGGCCUAUCAAAUAAUGUAAUUACAAGGGUAAAAGAAAUACUGUUGUGCGCAAGGCCUUAAGAUAUUAUAGGCAGAGAAGUAUAAAUUCAGGAUGUACUAUUGUUUUUAUGCUGGUCUGUGGGUGUUCUCCUUCCUCUCUGCCUUGUCCUAGAACACAUUGUGAAAACAUUCAUCCAAUAUGUUAAUCAGUUAGGACUUCCACAGAGCAGUGUCUGGCCUGUAAAGCUGUCCUUCCCUCGUGUAAUAUUGACCUUUGAUUCUGGAAGUCUGCCUGCGUUUCUUCUUGGUGGUUCCCCACUGCACCCUUCUCCCUAGUUUACUAUGUCACAGCCCUGAGAGCUACCAGAGGUAAUUUUUGGUUUUGGAAGUGAGGCAGCUUGUCCAGUAGUAGGAAUCAGCUGCAAGCAUAGAUGAAGUUCAUGAUUAGAGGUAAAAAUAAACUAUUUUCACAGGAGUUAGAUGUUCUAGGGGCAGUAUUUAAUACAAUGAUGGUUGCCACAAAGUUGAGGAGAGAAGGUGGUAGAGGGAGGAAGCAGAAAGUAAGAGAUGGUAGAAAAAGUCCAAGGGUUAAAUAGGUGUCUAGGGAGGGAUUUAGUAGUGGAACUACUUCAUGAUCCCAGCUCUUGAUUCUAUUAGGUUACCAUGUCUGUUUUGAUGAUCAGGAUAAAUGGGUGAAAUCCUGAUCCCAGUGAAGUCAAUGGGAAAACUCCCAUUGGCUUCAAGAGGAGGACUGGGAUUUCACCCAAGAACUCUAUCUAGACCCCACCCCCCAACCCACUAAGCCAUGCAUUCAUUUCCCCCAAUGACAGAAAGCAAGUGCACUAAGAAAAUAGGUUUUUUUUCUUUUCUUUCUUUUUUUUUUUUUAAACUGAUUUCAGAGCAGGAGAGAAGGAACCACUCUGGUGUUUCUUUCACGAACUACCUCUGCCCCCUUUGAAGGGAUAGGAGAGAAUGUAUUGCUAUUUCCCAGCACUAGGGCUGUCUGUUCUGCUAGGCCAUUUUUCGAAACCAAAAAGCCACUGAAAGUCCUUUCUGAAGACUGUAGACUGGUCUUUAAAGUGAUAGAGGGAGAGUGCUGAAAAUUGUAUCAGCUGAUGCAUGGUGCUUAAAGAAGAAAAAUCUGGAGUUUAAAUUUUUAAAUUAUACUUUUGCGUGGAGUGAAAAUAGCUUUUUUGCUUUUUAAAUGUGGGAACUUCUGAUGUUGGAUUAUUUUGUAUACAACAUGGAUUUCUACAUGUAGAAUUGAUAGACGUCCAGGGCUUCUCUUGUGAAGUUUUCUGUACACAAUAAAUGUCUUUUGAAGCUGA